Gekko japonicus is the source of this 1579-nucleotide messenger RNA. RefSeq names its product chromogranin A (gene CHGA). The record is from RefSeq and is a predicted model, not a curated record. The transcript is spliced from 6 exons. Lineage: Eukaryota; Metazoa; Chordata; Lepidosauria; Squamata; Gekkonidae. Gene Ontology annotation, cellular component: chromaffin granule. Gene Ontology annotation, biological process: negative regulation of insulin secretion; defense response to bacterium; negative regulation of catecholamine secretion. The annotation marks the transcript as partial.
UGCCUAGAAAUCCUUCAAGGAGAUGAAAGAAUCCGUUCCAUUCUUCGUCAUCAAAACUUACUAAAGGAGCUGCAGGAGAUUGCAGUCCAAGGAGCCAGCGAAAGGACGGAGCAGCAGAAGAAAAACAGCGGUUUCGAAGAUGAGCUUUCAGAAGUCCUUGAAAGCCAAAACAAUAAGAACACAGAAAGAGAUCUAUCAGAGGGGAUCCCUAAUGAAGAGCCCACCACCUCUUUUGCUGAGCUAGAGAAAGAGAGAGGUCUGAUGGACACGGAAAGGGAUGUUUCAAAAGAGGAUGAGAGCAACAGCUUGGAAGAGAGAGAGACGAGGGCUCGAGAAGUUGAUCCUGAAGAGGGAAAGGAAAAUGUUGCAGGUUUUGAAAGCAAUGAAGUUGGUGAGACUGAAGAAUUGCCUUGGGAUGACGCAGUUGACAAUCGUAUCCAUGAUGACCUUGGAGGCAAUGGGAUACAUGAGCAGGGACACCAGGAGGGUGAAGAACCUGCAGGGAGAGAGGAAGCAGAUGAGCUUGAGCAGAAGGAGCGUAUUUCUAAGAACAGUCAAGAGGAGAGCCAUGAAGAAGUAGAGGACCCUAUCCAAGACCAUGCUGAAGAUGAAGAGGAGGAGGAAGAGGAGGUGGAGGAGGAAGGAGAAGAAGGAGAAGAGAGAGGGACCUCUGAAGAGGAACGUGCUACUAAUUCGGAGGAUGAGGGUGAUCAAAAGGAGAUUGAAAAUGAAGGCACUAAGGGCUUUGAAAAGGAUGACAAGCCUUUGGAAGAGAGAGAGAAAUACAAUAGCUUGAAAGGUGGGAGGCAUCACUCUCUGGAGGAAACCACGCAGGCUGAAGAGCCUUCACGCGUCAGAGAUACUGGAAGCCAAGAAAUGGGAGAAGAGCCCUCCAAAGAUUUAGAAGAUGCCAAGAGAUGGAACAAAAUGGAUGAGCUGGCCAAGCAACUGACCACGACGAAACGUACAGAAGAAAACGAAAACGAUGAAGACCCAGAUCGUUCCAUGAAAGUGGCUUUCCAGACUCACAAGUAUGACUUCCGUAACCCUGAAGAGGACGCGAGGAGCCCCCAGGCGCAUCACUCAAAAGAGGACACAGGCGAAGGAGGCUUCCCGCUUGUUGCUUUGCCCGAAGAGAAGAAGGACGAAGAAGGCAGCGCGAACAGAAGAACAGAGGAGCAAGAGCUUGAGAGCUUGGCAGCCAUUGAAGCCGAGCUGGAGAACGUGGCCCAGAAGCUCCAUGCCCUACGGAGAGGCUGAAGCUUUUAAACUAUGUGCUACCUGAGCGGGGGGAAAAGCAAGAAGUUUAAACUCACCCUUUGAAAACACUGCGAUUUAUUUUAUUAAUUUUUUUUUAAAAAGGAGUUAUAAUGGAGCAGUUCCAUUCGGCAUAGGAAGCCAGUUAUCGGUAGAAGACAAGACUUUCCCCCUCUCUGUGUGUCCACAGUAGUCCUGCGCUUGAAUUGCUUGCCAUUCUGAUUUUGUGCCCCCUUUAUUGGCUAUCAAUUUUCUAUUGUAACUUUUGGAUUACAGCAACAGUGUGACUUACUUAUGUAUUUGCUGUUGAAAAAAAAAAGAG